Molecule: messenger RNA, 3987 nt
Organism: Crotalus tigris (Tiger rattlesnake)
Lineage: Eukaryota; Metazoa; Chordata; Lepidosauria; Squamata; Viperidae
Gene: FRMD5
Product: FERM domain containing 5
Exons: 14
Coding region: 123-1826 (567 amino acids)
Cellular component (GO): cytoskeleton
Molecular function (GO): cytoskeletal protein binding
Source: RefSeq, a predicted model, not a curated record
CCGGGCUUUGUGCGCGCCCAGCCGAGGCAGGCGGCGGCGGCCCCGGCCCUCCUCGCCCGCCAGGCAGCCACCUGCUCCGGCCAUGUGAAGGCGCACGCCGCGCAGCCCCGGCGCCGGCCAAGAUGCUGAGCCGGCUGAUGAGCAGCAGCAGCAGGAGCCUGGACCGCGACUACCCCUGCACCGUCCGCCUCCUCGACGACAACGAGUACUCCUGCACCAUCCAGAGAGAUGCCAAAGGCCAGUUCCUCUUUGACCUUCUGUGCCAUCACUUAAACCUCCUGGAGAAGGACUACUUUGGGAUCCGCUUUGUUGACCCCGACAAGCAGAGGCACUGGCUGGAAUUCACAAAGUCUGUUGUGAAACAAAUGCGAUCUCAGCCCCCUUUCACGAUGUGCUUCCGGGUGAAGUUCUACCCCACUGACCCAGCUGCUCUGAAAGAGGAGAUCACCAGGUAUCUCGUCUUCUUGCAGAUCAAACGAGAUCUGUAUCACGGGCGCCUCCUGUGCAAGACCUCCGACGCUGCUCUGCUGGCCGCCUACAUUCUCCAAGCUGAAAUUGGUGACUAUGAUCCUGGAAAACACCCAGAGGGAUACAGUUCCAAGUUCCAGUUUUUCCCCAAACACUCUGAGAAAUUGGAGAGGAAAAUUGCUGAGAUCCAUAAAAUUGAGCUCAGUGGGCAGACCCCCGCAAUGGCAGAGCUGAACUUUCUCAGGAAAGCGCAGACCUUGGAGACGUACGGAGUGGACCCACAUCCCUGCAAGGAUGUGUCCGGAAAUGCUGCUUUUCUGGCCUUCACGCCUUUCGGAUUUGUGGUCCUGCAAGGAAACAAGCGAGUCCACUUCAUUAAAUGGAACGAAGUGGCCAAAAUGAAAUUUGAAGGCAAGACAUUCUAUUUAUACGUAAGUCAGAAAGAGGAAAAGAAAAUUGUUCUGACCUAUUUUGCUCCAACUCCUGAAGCCUGCAAGCAUCUCUGGAAGUGUGGGAUUGAAAAUCAAGCCUUUUAUAAGUUGGAGAAGUCCAGUCAAGUUCGCACCGUCUCCAGCAGCAACUUAUUUUUCAAAGGGAGCCGGUUCCGAUACAGCGGCCGAGUUGCCAAAGAAGUGAUGGAGUCUAGUGCCAAAAUUAAGAGGGAGCCUCCAGAAAUACAUAGGGCUGGACUGGUUCCCAGCCGGAGCUGCCCCUCCAUCCCCCACGGACCCAGGCUCAGCAGCGUUCCCAGGACCAGGAGGAGAGCUGUCCACAUCUCCAUCAUGGAAGGGCUGGAGUCUUUGCGGGACAGUGCUCACUCCACCCCGGUCAGGUCGACCUCCCACAGCGACACCUUCUUGCCCCACUUGCGGAGCGGCAGGGCAGAGAGCACCGAGCGUGUGGCAGUCAUCUCAGAUGAGGUCUACAGUCCGUCAUACAGCGUGCUGCCCACUCCGGUGGCCGAAGAGAGCCUGGAACUGAUGCUGCUGUCCCGGCCAGUUAAUGGCGCCCCUUGCAGCAUAGAGGAAGAGGAGUCGGAAGCUGGCGCUCCAGCGGGGGAGGCAGAGGAGCUGGGAAGGGACCUCCGCGCCUUGUGCAGCAGUGGAGGAGCCCAGUCAGAACAGGUGAAUAAGUUUGUUUUAAGUGUCCUCCGUCUGCUCCUUGUGACAGUCGGACUCCUCUUUGUUUUGCUCCUUCUCCUGAUCAUCCUUACGGAGUCUGACCUUGACGUUGCCUUUUUCCGUGAUAUUCGCCAGACCCCCGAGUUUGAACAAUUCCAUUAUCAAUACUUUUGUCCCCUCAGGCGAUGGUUUGCCUGCAAAAUCCACUCCGUACUCAGCCUGAUCAAUGAUACCUGAAGGCAGUUGUCCUCCUAGUAAGUAGCCAGGAGGACUGUGGAAGAACCCUGCUGCCCAUUCCCAGAAAACGGGGCUCAUCGUGGCGCCAUCAGCACAUAAAUUAAGUCCUCCUCUCAUGACUGAAAGCGGCCCAGGAGGGCAGCUUCCCAGCCGAAGAAAAGGAUCAAACUCACCAUGCAACCGAUUUCUUUGCAGGUCCUCUGGUGGGAAGCUCCUUCAAAGUUCUGCUUUCCAACAUUCAGAUUACUCUGCACUGUUCAAAUUUACUUUUGCUUUCGUAGAGGUGUUAAUUGCAGAAACUUCAAGUAGAGAGAGCUUAUUUUAUUAUUACUAUCAUUGGACUAAACGCCAGCCUUCAGCUGGGACGCCAGUUCACGAAGACAGCUGUUACUUUAUGCAGGAGCUUUUGUAAUGGUGCUACUGAGUUGUAAGUUUAAUAAUAUAGUAUUAUUUUAUUAAAACUGCCAUUGUGCACAGCACUUCCAUCUUGGAAAUGGACACUGAAAAUAGGGCAGUUUUAUUUCCUUACCAAUUACCAGGCUUGAUGUGGGGGAGCGACGGGGGGGAGGGGAGAAUGAUAGGACCAAUGCCAAUAUUGUGAGAUCAUCUAGCAUUACCAAUUCUUUUCAAGCAAUAGAUUGUUAUGAGAGGAAGUCAGCAGGCAUAAAUUUAUUUCUUCCCUUAGCAUAGAGCGCAAUGGCCAUUAAAUCUGUCUUUGGUGAAUUUCAAUCCUUGGCCUUUACAAUCCCAGAGAGACCUUUUCUUAGAAUAGUUGGCAGCCAAAGGAAGCAGGCAUUGGUAUAGAUGGGAAGAGUCAAUCUGUGCAACUGAUUGUUGAUUCUGAAGUCUUGCUGUAGUAGUAAUCAUCCGGUCUGCAUUCUUUGAAUGAGAUUCUGCCACAGUAAACUAUAAAUUUUUUGUAUUAUGAAAGAACUUAUUUCAACCUAUAUUUUAAGAAAAAAUAUAUUUUGUUAAUGAACCAAAUGUUUUUUUACUUUAUAAAUUGGAUAAAUGUAGUGUUGGGAUAUCAAGUGACAGAUACUCACAAGGUUACAAAUGUUUUAGAACAACGUGUUAACACUGCAUAAACCAUCCAUUGUUUCUAAAAAGUGGGCUGUUUUGUGCUAUUUAAAAUGAAAAUUAGGAGAAAUGACAAGUAACCAUCGAGAGAACAAUCAAACAAUCAAAUCUCCAAAGCAAAAGAAAUCCAGACUUUUUUGUAUUUUGUUUUGUGACCCAGAGAGUACUCUCCAAAAGCAGCUCAUUUGUACAGGGAGCAAUAACACACGGGAAGAGAGCAAGAGCACGGAAUCUGACUGGCAAGGGUUCUAUUUCAUCUCAGGGAGAGAUUUCAGGUCGUUUGGGGAUCUAAUCAGAAAUGUUUCAAGAGGCUGGUUUCAUGAUGUUGACUCUGCCCGAGCAGCCACAUAUAUGCGCACAGGCCCUCCGAAUUCAGCAGAACCGAAGCACUGCCAGAACCCAUGGGAAGGAGGCCACGGAGGUGGGACUUUGCGCAUUAACUUUUCCUCCACAGCCGGUCAUUCGCAUUCAAAAAAGAGCACAAUUAACAGCAUUAGCAAUACACGGGGUGCAUGCACCUUGGCUAGCGAAGAUCCCGGUCAAGUCACCUCAGAGUCAACCAUUAAAUACCACGGCCAGCCUCUCAGGAGCCAGAAGCAAUUGUGGUUUUUGCAAGAGGAACAGAUAACAUUACACUUUGUAUUGUCUAUGAGAAGAUGGAGGGAGCUAUCCAAGGAUUUAUAAUGUUUUAUGCAACAAAGCAACAAAAACUUCUAGUGUGGUGUUCCUACCUCAGUCUGUAGUAAAUGAUGCUUCUAUGCAGUGGGGGGAAAGUUUUCAUGUCGUAAUUCUGCACUCCAGAGAAAGAUACAAACGUUCACGUGUUAAUUGUUGGUGGUGUUUCUCAUGCCUCAAACCUGUCCAAUUCUACCUGUAACUAUUUCAUGCAAUACAUUUUUUUAAUAGACAAGAUGCAAACUUUAAUGGGGAGAAGUCAUUCUUAGAUAGCUAUUGACCCUAAACAAUCCUGGGCCCAAUUAAGGACACUUUUUCUUGUGCACUGCAGAAUGCACUGGGGGACUAAGCUCUAUUUCUGCCAAGGGUUUUAUCCAACCCUUCGGCCUUCUGUUUCAUGUUUCAC